UGACCACCAGGGGGCACCAAAACCCCACAGGAGUCAAGCCGGUCUCUUCUCUUCUCUUCCUCCUCCCCUCGCAUUCGCUUCGCCUGUUGCCCUCUCCAUCUCCCAAAUCCCUCCUAGCUAAGCUAGGGUUUUACUUUCCCCUCCGCCAAGCUUUUACCCGCCACCAUGACCGCCGCCGAGCUGCAGGCGGAGCUGCUCCGCGCCCAGCUCGAGGAGCACAACAUCGAGGGAGAUGAGCCUAUCGUUGAGGACGAUGAUGACAACGAUGAGGAUGAGGAUGAAAAAGAUGACGAUGACGUUGCGGGAGUUGAUGCUACUGGAAGAUCUAGGCAGAGUAGGAGUGAGAAGAAGAGCAGGAAAGCCAUGGAGAAGCUUGGCAUGGAUUUAUGAAUGGAUGGUUGCCAAGUUUUUGUCAUAAUAAUACCUUUUUGUCAACCCUAAAUUGUGUUUCUACCAAUGUUCUAACUUAAUGGGUAACAAAAUUUCAACCAAAUUUCUGGCUAGCAGUGUUUGGUCCGACGGAUUCGUGCAAAUUCGUUGUUUUUCCUUUUCAGUUUUGACGCUGAGUUGUGAUUGUAUUAUUCGUAAAAAGAAAGAAUUGUGCUGGUUGCCUA
Triticum aestivum (bread wheat) is the source of this 614-nucleotide messenger RNA. RefSeq names its product nascent polypeptide-associated complex subunit alpha-like protein 1. Lineage: Eukaryota; Viridiplantae; Streptophyta; Magnoliopsida; Poales; Poaceae. The transcript has 3 exons. The record is from RefSeq and is a predicted model, not a curated record. Bases 166 to 390 code for a protein of 74 amino acids.